CCGGCCCCGCCCACGGCCGCCCAGACGUGCCGCGCGACGACCCACAAUCCCCGCCGCGCGCUGCUCUCCCGCUGCCGCCCGUUACGCCGAGCCGCCUACCUGCUGGACUCCGCGCUGGCGCCGGGCCCCCGCCGCCGGUGACAUGCUGCAGAAGCCGAGGAGCCGGGGCCGCCCUAGCGCCCAGGCCGAGAGGGUGAGGGAGGGGGGCCGCGGCGGAGACGGCCGGGCCCCGAGAGGCGGUGUCGCCGAGGAGGCCCCGAGCACCUCCCGCGGCCCGGGCAGCUCGCAGGAAGCCCGCUGCCCCUCGUCGCAGGGCGGCCGCCGGGCCGAGGCCUCCCCCGCGGUGGGGCCCCGCUCCCAGAAGCAGCUGGAGCUGAAGGUGGCGGAGCUGGUGCAGUUCCUGCUGAUUAAGGACCAGAAGAAGAUCCCGAUCAAGCGGACGGACAUCCUGAAGCACGUCGUCGGGGACUACAAGGACAUCUUCCCGGACCUUCUCAAACUGGCCGCCCAGCGCCUCGAGUACGUCUUCGGGUACAAGCUGGUGGAGCUGGAACCCAAGAGCAACUCCUACAUCCUCAUCAACACGCUGGAACCCGUGGAGGAGGAUGCCGAGGUGAGAGGCGACCAGGGCACGCCGACCACCGGCCUGCUGAUGAUUGUUCUGGGGCUCAUCUUCAUGAAGGGUAACACCAUCAAGGAGACCGAAGUGUGGGACUUCCUGCGUCGCCUGGGGGUGUACCCCACAAAGAAGCAUUUAAUUUUUGGGGACCCAAAGAAACUGAUUACCGAAGACUUUGUGCGGCAGCGUUACCUGGAGUACCGGCGGAUACCCCACACUGACCCCGUGGACUAUGAGUUCCAGUGGGGCCCGCGAACCAACCUGGAGACCAGCAAGAUGAAAGUUCUUAAGUUUGUGGCCAAAGUCCACAAUCAAGACCCCAAGGACUGGCCAGCGCAGUACUGUGAGGCUUUGGCAGAUGAGGAGGCCAGGGCCAGGCCUGAGACGGGUGGCCCAGCCCCGUCCUCUUGAAUCUGAGAGAUUCUCAGGGACUCCUGGGGGAAGGGCCAAGGGCACAGGGCUGGGGGCGGGGGAACAUAUUUCUGUAACACUUAAAUGUGUGUAGCUUUAGGAUGUGUUUGCAAACUUUUGUUAAUAUUAUAAAUUGGUUGCAAAUUUUCGUUUAUGAAAAUAGGGGAGGAUUUAUUUCGUUUUGAUUUGUUUUACUGUCUGUAUUUUUUGGUAUAAAAACUUUGCUAGCUUUAUGAAACUAAUUGGAAAACUUCGUAUCCUGAUCUGGAAUAGAUAUUUAAGAAAGGCACAUCAGUAAAUUGCUUUGGUGUCUAGAAUAUAAAAGCUAGGUGGCUAUUACCUGGCCUCUUAAACUACCAGCUACCCCAGUUUGUAAAGAAUAAUGAAAGUCUUUAUAAGUUGAAAAAAAAAAGUAGUUACCUAUAUUCUUUUUUACCUUGACACAGCGAUUUUAUUUAUGUGUUUUCUCUGUAUAUAAGCAUUAUGCAUCGUUCUAAGUAGUGUAUGGCAUUUUCUCCGAAUGACAGUUUUUUUACGUUCAUAAUUACUACUCAGCUCUGUGGCUGACCAUUUAUUUCCAUUUAGUUUUUCCCUACUAUAGUUAUAAUAAAUAUAUCUUUGAAGCAAUUAAGCAUUGUGCAUUUUUUAAAUCGUGAGUCAUGAGAAAUUAGUUUGAUUCAAAACCAUCUUAAAAAAAAGAAUUUUUGCUACAUAUUAUUAAGGUAAAUAGUGUUUUGUAUUGGAUCAUGGUGUAAAAUAUAUUUCUUACUUUGUGUCAUAAAAAAGUUGAUAGUCUUUAAUGAUUAACCAUGCGACCGGGCCCCACAUAACUAGCUACAUGAAUUUAGGCAGGUUGCUUACUUGUCUACAGACGUCUCCUCACCUGUGAAAUGGGCUGAAAUGCCUGUAUUAUUCGUGGUAGUGUGAUUAUCAGAUACAGAAGUAUUUGUACAGUUCUUGGCACAGUGCCUGGUGUGGAGGAUUGUAGGUGUUAUUUUGUUCCUUAAAUUUUUUAAAUUUGUUUUUCAUUCUCCUUGAUCUGGAGUAGUUAAUUUUUUUAAGGUUUCUUUCAUUAUCUUGUUCUAAAUCAUUCCUACAAUGGGAAUUACUGGUUCAAAAGUUAUGACAGUGUUCUCGUCUGACUCUGUUGUGUGGUUUUAUGGGAAAACAACUCAUGGUAUAAAAUGAGUAUAGCUUGCAUAGAACAUAAGAGCAGGGAAGUUAGAGUAACAUCUCCCCUGGGCUUUGGGAGGUCAUUGAAGUACGGUGAAUAGGAUAUGGUUUUUGAGGUUCUCUGACAAACUGAGUUAUGGCUCAUGCUAUGUCAGCAGAUUUGGGGUAGGUUUUAGGCUUUCUGAAUCUCAAUUUCUUCCCAUCUGUAAAAUGGGAAAAAUAACACCUAUAUCGUAGUUUGUUAUAUGGAUUAAAUGAGCCCAAAGUAAAGAGCUCAUUGUCUUCUCUCAUUGUAUUCCGCCAUAGCCUCUGGCAAAAUUUUGUUUAUGUGCAGAGAUUCAGUGGGUGAAUAAGUGUAAUUGUUCUGGGAGCAGGUACUGCAAAUUAACCAUGAAAUGAGGUAAAUACUUUAGCUCAAAAUAAAAGUGUGGACUUGAUCAACAAUGGACUAAAUGUCAUCUAGAAGAGUCUCUGGUGGGGGUGUGGCGUAUGGAGGAUUGUGAUAGCUUCCUGGGUUUUAUUUCAUUCUGUUGAAUUGAAAUUUGCAUUUAUGUCAUCAAUGGAGAGUAUAGUGUGUCCUUGAAGGUGUUGCUGAUUUGCUUUUUAUUUUCGUAUGUAGAUCACCUCUGGCUAAGCAUCCUGCGUACUGGUCUCUACCUCACUGACUGCUUUCCCCUCUGGUGUGUUCUAAUACUGGCAUUUUUAUCUGUAUGGUGAAAAUUAUCAUAACCCCACUGUCAUUAUCAGUUAGUUACAUCUGAGGCAAAUAUUUUCUCCUACACUUUUCUCAUAGAGAUGUUAAUUUACCAUCAACGAUUUAUUACUUUCAGAUUUUGAAUUUAAAACAUUACAGACCAAAUUUAGUCCUAUCUUUUCUUCUCACCCUUCCCAGAGGUGUUGAAAGCUUGACUAUCAUGCCAUUGUAUGAUAUACUUUUACUAUAUGAACAAUAUAUAGUAGUAGUUUGUGAGCUUUUAUUAUAAGUGGUAUUAUACUGUAUCCUUUUGCAACUUGCUGUUUUCACUCACCGUUGUUUUUGAGAUUCAGUUCCAGAUCUGAAAAUUUGGCUUUUCCAGCCAUUCUGUGUGUAUGUAGUGACAAUUUAUUGUAGUAUUAACUUGCAUCUCUUAUUAGUGACAUUAAGCAUCUUUUCUUCUUAUCUUUUGCCUUUUUUUGCCAUUGUAUUAUUGAACAUCAGUAUAUGUUCUGCAUAUCAAUCCAUUAUCUGCUAUAUCUAGUGCAAAUACCUUCUCACAUUUUCACCUUUUUUUUUUGGUCAUACAGAUGAUUUGAUUUUAAUGUGUCAAAAUCACCAGUCUUAAGGGCUGUGUUUUUUGUGUAGUGCUUUAAAAAAUUCUCCCUAAUCCUGAUAUUGUAGAUAUUUUCUAAUAUUUUCUAGUAAGCGUUCGAAGUUUUGACUUUCAUAUUUAUGUUUUUAUGUUUUUGUGUAUGAUUUAUGUGAGGUAUGGGUAUAAUUUUCAUAUUUUUCUUAUGUGGAUUGCCUAGCACCAAUUUUUCAUAGUUUAUCCUUUCCACACUGAUUUAUAUUAUGUAGCAGUGUCUCAUAUAUAAAUAAAAUUAUGGCCAGAACGGAA
Equus quagga is the source of this 3798-nucleotide messenger RNA. It is a transcript of the gene NSMCE3, whose product is annotated as NSE3 homolog, SMC5-SMC6 complex component. The transcript has a single exon. Lineage: Eukaryota; Metazoa; Chordata; Mammalia; Perissodactyla; Equidae. Gene Ontology annotation, cellular component: nucleus. Bases 143 to 1030 code for a protein of 295 amino acids. The record is from RefSeq and is a predicted model, not a curated record. Gene Ontology annotation, biological process: negative regulation of transcription by RNA polymerase II.